AUGGCAUCUUCUUGGCGUUUUCUGCUGAUGUUCUUAACCAUUCUGGCCAUCUUCUCGUCACUUUCAUCGAAACCGAGCACGUUGAUCCAACAGACGUGCAAGAACACCAAACACUACGACCUCUGCGUUUCCUCCUUGAAAUCCGACGCCUCCAGCGCGAAAGCGGACACCAAGGGCCUGGCCCUCAUAAUGAUCCGUCUGGGAGUGGCUAACGCGACCGCCACGAGCGCAUACCUCUCGUCGGCCAAAAACGAGACGGCGUUGGUCAUGAAGGAGUGCGCGGACAAGUACGCGCUGGCUGGGGAGGCGCUCCGGAGCUCGGUGCAGGACUUGCUCGACGACUCGUACGAUUAUGCCUACAUCCACGUCAUGGCUGCCGCCGAUUACCCCAAUUCCUGUCGCAACGGGUUCAGGCGGUACCCGGGGCUGGUGUACCCUCCCGAGCUCGCGGUUAGGGAGGACGGGUUGAAGGGCAUUUGUGAUGUGGUUUUGGGGAUUAUUGACUCGAUUGGUUUUCAAUGA
Molecule: messenger RNA, 522 nt
Organism: Striga hermonthica
Lineage: Eukaryota; Viridiplantae; Streptophyta; Magnoliopsida; Lamiales; Orobanchaceae
Source: the annotation of a GenBank genome assembly